AUGAGCUCCAUCGCCCUGUUUUUGAGUUUCCACGUCCUCCUGUCUUGCUACCAACUGACGUUCGCUCAGUCAGACGACGAGCCAUUCAUUCUAGUAGAGGAUGAUGUUCUGCCAUUCUGCGAUGAGCAGCAAUUCAUCACCUUCAAUGGAACCCAUCUCGUAUGCCGCAACAUGACCGAGAGACCGUGCAACUGCCCUGUAAUACUCCCAGAUCCACCUCCAGGCUGCCAACAUUUUCCGCCACCUCCCCGCGGUGGAUUCCUCUGCCUCCGUACAGAAGCCACAAUCUACUGCUCCGUGCAGUGCGACAACACCUCAGAGUUCUCUAGUUUCCCAUUCAACCCAUACCGCUGUGGACCAGAGACAAUUUUUUAUGGAAAGACCCCGCAGCAGCCUCUUAUAAGGAACUGCCCCAGUGUGACAGUACUCCGUCAGACUAUGUUCCCUGAGAGCAACUAUAUCCCUGUUCCCUGUGAUCAACUAACGGAAGAGCAGAAGAGGGAGAAAUUUGAAGGCUUGCUGAUGGAUUUGCAGUGGAUCUACGGAUGCACCAACUGUGACUUGGAACAGGCCUUUGUUGACUGUCCACCAGUGCCACCCAACUCUCAAUAGACCACACUUUGUGAUUGACGUAUAGUAUGCUUGCCUCAUUUGUCCAUUGUUUUCUGUUGCCUUGUGAACGAUGGCACAAGAUUUGUAACAAGUUGCACUCACAGCAGAGUUAUUGUGCAGCAGAGUUAUUGUGCGUUGGAGGUCAAAUAUAGUAACUCUAGUCUAGUUCCAUAACUCUGGAGUAUAGCUAGUGCUGCAAGCAGAUAUGGUCGGAAGAAUCGAAGUGUCUAUGUCCGGCACAAAUGGACGUGUCAGGAAGUGUCAGUUAGCAACAGUCUGCUGGAUAUUUGCAGGUCUUAUUUUGACAGCCGAGGCAUUUAAUACGGCUGAGCAGCCGGCAGGGGAGGAACCGCGCGGCAUUGACGGAAGUGCAAGCGGGAGCCCACCGGCACCGGCCAUGUCCAUCGCUGUACCGACAUGCUCGCGAGACGACGAGUUUCUUACCUCUAACGGAACGCACUUGCUCUGCCGGAGAUUACCUCCCUGUACAUGUUUUGUUGAUGGUGCAGAACCCGAACCUGAUCCCCCCGUCCCGUUACCUCCAACAGGAUGCACUGUGUAUGAUCCCCCACUGAGAGGAGCAACUGCCUGCUACCUGGACACAACUGCUACCCUCAUGUACUGCCAAGUCUACUGCGAUCACAACUUUGAGUUUCUCACAACGCCUCAAAAUCCCUACUCCUGCGGUCCUACCACCAACUUCCAGUGGCUCGAUGUCACAGGGAGACUCAUUACUACAUUCCCCGAGUGUACAGCUCACAGGAUUACUAUAGGUACUAUACACAGCCAGGUCAACUACCUCCCUUCUCCCUGCUACGGACUAACAGACCACACCAUUCUUGCCAUUAUGGAUGAGUUUCGCGAGAUUCUGCGCCUGGUCGGCGUCUCGGCACCCCCAGAGGACAUCUUCAUGCGUUGUCCAUCGUUUGAUGGCAGGGUCUACAUCUACAAUGAUGUUUUGGUCCGCGCUACACACAAACGGAAAAGGCAAGCAAUUCAAAAUGAAAACAAAAUAUUUCACACAAAUGACGAGGGAAACUCAAUUCACUAAUGUGCUACUUUUUCUAUGACUAUAUAAGUAAUAUUGUGUAAAGAGACUGGAAAAUUGUGUGAAGUUAUAAUCUUUUAGAAUUUUCCCGUGUUAUAUGUUGGGUAUUGCAAUAAGUGCUGUGUUGAUAAACAGAGCGUGAGUCACUUGCGGAUGGGCAACAGUUUAGAAACAGAAACAAACCUAUGGGCAUACAGGGUAUAGGAUGAAGGGGCAUACAGGGUAGCUAUGUGCAGUGAAUUGCUUCUACUAACAGUGGUGAGUGUGUGUCACUUUCUAUGGAGUUCCAGUGUCUCGUACUGAGAUGACUCAUCCAACGAUUUAAGGUUGAUAGUCUGGUACACUGCAGAGGAUUUCUUCGAUGGUCGUGAAAACGUUUCUGCAGUGGGUUAUUUGUGCAUGUUGACAUACUGGAGGUCGAAGCUAAGUGAGAGGUCUGUCUCACCGCCACUGGUCUCUAGGGUGAUCGGGGCCGGUGACUGAGAUUUCUGUUUCUUCUUCCCCUUUUUCCUGCGAGGCAUGGGCUUGGGCGUCUCUUCGCCGGUCGACAGAGUGGGACUCCUGUUUUUUGGCGCAAAAAUAGGGGAGGGCGGGAGAGGGCGCUGUUGGAUCUUGCUUCGAUGCUCUGGUAGGGACCACUCAGAUCAGAGUGACUGGCAGAUUUCUUGACCGCCAGCUCUCGAUUCUGUGGUACAAGUGGUGUCAUGGAUGCCGAGGGAACGAGGUUACUCCUGUCUCUCAUCCCAAAGGGAGGAUAAAAGUCGUGGUCCAUUCUCUCAGAGUCCAAGAAACUCCGAGCUGGUCUGGAGAGUGGCGGAGUGGACCAGUCCGAGAGGUUGGGAGUCGAGCAAGAGACUCUCGGUGGCUCCAGGUCAGUGUCCGUGAUCCAAUACGACGGAUCUUUACUUCUUGGCAUUGUGUC
Molecule: messenger RNA, 2582 nt
Organism: Geodia barretti
Lineage: Eukaryota; Metazoa; Porifera; Demospongiae; Tetractinellida; Geodiidae
Source: the annotation of a GenBank genome assembly